AUGAAUGCUUGUGACAGCAAAGUUGCGCAGCAUGUGAGACAACUGGUUGACGGAAAGUUUGAGGUGGACCUUGAGUAUGCAAUUAAAGACAUCUUGAGAGGCCCGCCAAUCAAGGAAUUAUGCAUAUACUUUGAAAAAGUAUUGGACCGAAUCAAAUUCGGAACUUCAGAAGCUGAGCCAAAGAAUGAGGAAGAAGAGUCCAGAUAG
This is a messenger RNA of Cotesia congregata, 207 nucleotides long. NCBI's taxonomy places the organism in Eukaryota, Metazoa, Arthropoda, Insecta, Hymenoptera, Braconidae. The record is from the annotation of a GenBank genome assembly.